Polyodon spathula (Mississippi paddlefish) is the source of this 1415-nucleotide messenger RNA. Its product is annotated as nicotinamide/nicotinic acid mononucleotide adenylyltransferase 1-like. Gene Ontology annotation, biological process: NAD+ biosynthetic process. NCBI's taxonomy places the organism in Eukaryota, Metazoa, Chordata, Actinopteri, Acipenseriformes, Polyodontidae. Gene Ontology annotation, molecular function: nicotinate-nucleotide adenylyltransferase activity; lipid binding; nicotinamide-nucleotide adenylyltransferase activity. The record is from RefSeq and is a predicted model, not a curated record. The transcript has 9 exons. Bases 110 to 1384 code for a protein of 424 amino acids.
AGACAAUAUCGUCCCCGAGUUCGGUGAAACAGCGAUUACCGUGGAAGGCAGGGUGCAGGUUCGCGUUUGCUUUUGCAUCCUAGACCAUACAGCUUGGAUCUAAAGCGACAUGGAGACGGACACUAGGACAGAGGUGGUGCUCCUAGCUUGCGGCUCCUUCAAUCCCAUUACUAACAUGCACAUGAUACUCUUUGAACUGGCCCGGGAUUACCUCCAUGAAACUGGAAAAUACAAAGUUGUCAAAGGUAUCAUCUCCCCAGUGGGCGAUGGCUACCAGAAGAAAGGCCUGAUUGAGGCCUAUCACCGUGUUGCCAUGGCAAUGCUGGCCUCAGAGAGUUCUAAUUGGGUGACGGUGGACCCAUGGGAGAGCGAGCAAGAGGAAUGGGUUGAGACAGCUAAUGUCGUUCGGCAUCACCAUGAAAAAUUGAUGAUGUCUGGCCAGUGUAAAGAGGAAGUUGAUCAUGUGAAGAAAGGAAAAAAGAGGAAGCAUGGGGCCAGAGAGGGUGGAGUAUCGGAGAAGCUCUUGAAUACUGCUGUUCCUGAGCUGAAGCUGCUGUGCGGCGCAGACUUCCUGGAGUCGUUCGGCAUUCCGAACUUGUGGAAGCAGGAAGACGUUGCUGAGAUUGUAGGCAAGUACGGGCUGGUCUGCGUCACUAGAUCCGGGAGCGAUGCGCAGAAGUUCAUUUACCAGUCUGACCUCCUGUGGAAGCACAAGAAGAACAUUCACCUGGUGAACGAGUGGAUAACGAAUGACAUCUCUGCCACCAGGAUCCGCCGCGCCCUGCGGAGAGCGCAGAGUGUCAAGUACCUGUUACCAGAGCCCGUGGUCAAGUACAUUCAGAGCCACAAUCUGUACAGCCCAGAGAGUGAGGAAAAGAAUGCUAAUGUUAUACUAGCACCAUUGCAGAAACACGCCAACAUUUACAUUUCUGCAGCUCGCUUUCAAGAGUGCUCCUGUCCCCUGUUGAAUUCUAACAUGCCUGCCGAUUACAACGGUACCUGGAAUAUGGUCAGUAAUGACAACUUUGAAGGUUACAUGCAAGCAUUGGGCAUUGAUUUUGCUACUCGGAAAAUCGCUAAAAUGCUGAAGCCCCAAAAGGUGAUUGAACAGAAAGGGGAUUUCUUCAAAGUCCAGACUCUAAGCACCUUCCGGAAUUACAACGCGGAGUUCACAGUGGGGGAGGAGUUCAACGAGGAAACCAAAGGACUGGACAAUCGCAAGUGCAAGACGCUAGUUACGUGGGAUAACGACAGACUCGUUUGCGUGCAAAAGGGAGAGAAGAAUAACCGAGGCUGGAUACACUGGAUCGAGGGAGACCAGCUAUUUCUGGAACUAUCCUGUGAGGAUCAAAUCUGCAAGCAAGUUUAUAAGAAGGCUGAUUGAUUAAUGUUUCUUGAAGAGGGAGGAGGGAGGA